UCUAGAGGAUUAUUCAAAAGUAUGUAUGUUUUUGAUUCAUUAACGGACCUAACAAUAAGUUUUUUAUUUUGUGGAAAUGGACCUAAAAGUUAUCCACUUCAAAUAUGGUAUAUUUUAUUCAUCUUUACAUAUUUUUAUUUUUCCCAUGGCCAUUCCUAUUUUAGCCUCAAUAGUCCAAAUUUGUUUAUUACUUAUUUGCUUUUUAUCUGCUAAUAAAAUUAUGUGGAAGCUAUUAUUACAACUUUUAAACCAGUGCAGAUAG
Messenger RNA from Meloidogyne enterolobii, 262 nucleotides. The record is from the annotation of a GenBank genome assembly. NCBI's taxonomy places the organism in Eukaryota, Metazoa, Nematoda, Chromadorea, Rhabditida, Meloidogynidae.